UCGGGCGGCGAGCGGCGCGCUGGCGGGCGCGUGGCCUGGCGCGCGAUGAGCGGGGCCGGCGGGGCGCGGGAGGCGGCGGGCGCGGCGCGGGGGCUGCGCGUGGACGGGCUGCCCCCGCUGCCCAAGAGCCUGAGCGGGCUGCUGCACUCGGCGGCGGGCGGCGCGGCGGGCGGCUGGCGGCACCUGGAGCGGCUGUACGCGCAGAAGUCGCGCAUCCAGGACGAGCUGAGCCGCGGCGGCGCGGGCGGCGGCGGGGCCCGGAGCGCGGCGCUGCCCCCGAAGCCGCCCAACCUGGACGCCGCGCUCGCCCUGCUGCGCAAGGAGAUGGUCGGCCUCCGGCAGCUGGACAUGUCGUUGCUCUGCCAGCUGUACAGCCUCUACGAGUCCAUUCAGGAGUACAAGGGCGCGUGCCAGGCGGCCUCCAGCCCCGACGGCGCCUACGCCCUGGAGAACGGCUUCUUCGAGGAGGAGGAGGAGUUCCUCCAGGAGCCCAGCUUGCUCCUGGACGGGAGGCAGCGGGGGCCGCCCAGGGACCCGAGGGACCCGGCCCUGCCCGCAGGCCCCCUCUCCGGCGGCGACUGGAUUCUGGAGUCCAUCUAGAGGGUCUCCGGAGGGUCCCGCCCACUCCCGGGCCCAGGGCCAGCGUUUUGCUUCUCUGGCAAGGAGGCACGUCUGCGUCUGCGUUGGGCGGUCCGGUCCCCAGGCACCUGGGACCAGCGGCCAGUUCCGGCGGCAGGGACACCAGGUGGCCGUCUGUGCUGCUGGCGGAGUUCCUGCUUAGGUGAUGAGGAGGUGCCCGGCGGCGUCCCGGACACCCGGGUACGGGCCACUCCCGCCAGGACUCGGAGUGAGACUGUGACGGAGGGCCCCAGCGGAGAUGCUCACCGUGUUUCCUGCGGGAGGACUCCGGGCUGGGGAGGCCCGGACAGCUGGCGGGUGGUCCGCACCCUCCGUCGCGGGGGUUCGCCGGGCGAGCGAUGUAUCGGAACUGACACCUCACGGCGCCCUUCCUUCCUUCCCCGGCCUCUUUGGCAGCCUCUGCCGCUGUUUCCGGAGCUUUCUUUCUCUGUCGGCUGCGUUACCGACCCACCGUCCGGGGACUCGGUGACAGCUCGUUACCGACAAAGCAAGCGCUGCAGGUCACACCGGCCGCUGCGUUCUCCUGUGGAAAUAUGUCUUGUUCUUUGCCCGUCGGCUGGAGGAGGGAGGAGGAGAACGGGAGGGCCUGCCGAGGGGGAAAGUGGGCUCCUGUCUCGUGUCAUGCGCUGUUGGGGGGCAGACGUUUCUGUUGGGAAAGAUUCUGGAUGUUAAAUGGGAUGUGAGAAAGUACCCCCCUCUUCACUCAGAACAGAGAUCACCUCGAGCCUUAAUCUAUUUAUUCAGAGCCUUUACGAACACGUUACACUUUGUAGGUUAAAGUGAGGAUAAAACACGUUGACCUCUG
This is a messenger RNA of Eptesicus fuscus (big brown bat), 1444 nucleotides long. It is a transcript of the gene FAM89A, whose product is annotated as family with sequence similarity 89 member A. The record is from RefSeq and is a predicted model, not a curated record. Lineage: Eukaryota; Metazoa; Chordata; Mammalia; Chiroptera; Vespertilionidae. The transcript has 2 exons. The coding region runs from base 46 to 600 and encodes 184 amino acids.